AUGGCGUCGGCGUCGACGUCUCCGCGCGCCGCAGCACCUCAGCUCCUCCUCGUGCUCUCCCUGCUGCUGGCUGCUGCUGCUAGUGCCUCGUCCCUGCUUCCCCCGAACAAUGCACACCCGCCGAGGCCUUCGUCGCCGGCGCCGGCGCCCCCGGCGGCGAAGGCAAGGGUGGAGGGCGGCGGCGUCUCGGCGGGGCUGAUCUCCACGCUGCGCGAGACGCUGGACGCGAUCAGGGGCGUGGUGUCCAUCAUCUCGUCGUUUCCCAUCGGCGGCGGCAUCCUCGGCGGCGACCUCCGCCUGACCUCCGCCGUCGCCGACUGCCUCGACCUCCUCGACCUCUCCUCCGACGAGCUGUCGUGGUCCAUGUCCACCACUUCGGACGACGAAUACAGCCCCGCCGAGGCGGGGGCGGGGGCGGGCGGCCGCCUCGUCGGCACCGGCGACGCGCGGUGCGACCUGCGGUCCUGGCUGAGCGGCGCGCUCGGGAACCAGGACACCUGCAAGGAAGGCCUGGACCAGACCGGCUCCCCGCUGGCCUCGCUCGUCGCCACGGGGCUCGACGCCGUCACCUCGCUCCUCGCCGACGGCCUCGGCCAGGUCGCCGCCGCCGCGGCCGACGAAGCCGCCUCCGCGAACGCCGCGGCGUCCUCCUCCUCCCUCCGCGGCGCCGGCCUCGGCGCCGCCGCCCCGCCGCGGUGGGUGCGCGCGAGUGAUCGGCGACUGCUGCAGAUGCCCGUGGGGCCCGGGGGCCUGCCGGUGGACGCCGUGGUGGCGCAGGACGGGAGCGGCAACUUCACGACGGUGAGCGCGGCCGUGGAGGCGGCGCCAUCGCAGAGCGCUGCGCGGCACGUGAUCUACGUGAAGAAAGGCGUGUACAGGGAGACGGUGGAGGUGAAGAAGAAGAAGUGGAACCUGAUGCUGGUCGGCGACGGCAUGGGCGUCACGGUCAUCUCCGGGCACCGCAGCUACGUCGACGGCUACACCACCUACCGCAGCGCCACCGUCGUGCAGCUGUGCCUGCCAACCACCACCAAUCUGACGCAAUUUCGAUCGGUUUUUGCUCCCACACCUGCAGCUGUAAGCGGCAAGGGCUUCAUCGCGCGCGACCUGACGUUCGAGAACACGGCGGGGCCAUCGAAGCACCAGGCCGUGGCGCUGCGGUGCGACUCGGACCUCUCCGUCUUCCACCGCUGCGCGUUCGAGGGCUACCAGGACACGCUGUACGCGCACUCGCUCCGACACUUCUACCGCGACUGCCGCGUCACGGGCACCGUCGACUUCGUCUUCGGCAACGCCGCCGCCGUGUUCCAGAACUGCUCCCUCCUCGCGCGCCGCCCGCUGCCCGACCAGAAGAACUCCGUCACCGCGCAGGGGCGACUCGACGCCAACAUGACCACGGGAUUCGCCUUCCAGUUCUGCAACGUCUCCGCCCACGCCGACCUCCUCGACGGGACGACCAACGCCACCGCCGCCGCGGCGCCGCCCACGCAGACGUACCUCGGCCGGCCGUGGAAGCAGUACUCGCGGGUGGUGUUCAUGCAGUCGUACAUCGGCGACCUGGUGCGCCCCGAGGGGUGGCUCGCGUGGGACGGGGACUUCGCGCUCGACACGCUCUACUACGGGGAGUACUUCAACACCGGCCCCGGCGCCGGCGUCGCGGCGCGGGUCAAGUGGCCCGGGUUCCACGUCAUGACCAGCCCCGCCGAGGCCGGCAACUUCACCGUCGCGCGGUUCAUCGAGGGCAACAUGUGGUUGCCGCCCACCGGCGUCAAGUACACCGCCGGCCUCACGUCCUGA
Messenger RNA from Miscanthus lutarioriparius, 1797 nucleotides. Lineage: Eukaryota; Viridiplantae; Streptophyta; Magnoliopsida; Poales; Poaceae. The record is from the annotation of a GenBank genome assembly.